Spodoptera exigua (beet armyworm) is the source of this 448-nucleotide messenger RNA. The record is from the annotation of a GenBank genome assembly. NCBI's taxonomy places the organism in Eukaryota, Metazoa, Arthropoda, Insecta, Lepidoptera, Noctuidae.
UAACUAGGUCUAUUCUAAAAAAAAACUCAAAUAUAUUGAUUAUUUGAUUGAAAACGUUCAGAUUUCCAAACUAAACAGUGACCAUGGCUGAUGAUGGUGAAAAUGUAUCUGUAAUGACAGUAAAGGAGCCCUUGGACCUCAUUAGAUUAAGCUUGGAUGAAAGGAUAUAUGUAAAAAUGCGAAAUGAACGGGAAUUAAGGGGGAAAUUACAUGCUUAUGACCAACAUUUGAAUAUGGUACUUGGUGAUGCAGAAGAAACAAUAACAACGGUUGAAAUUGAUGAGGAAACUUAUGAAGAAGUUUAUAGAACCACUAAGAGGAACAUUCCCAUGUUAUUUGUAAGAGGUGACGGAGUCAUACUCGUGUCUCCUCCUGUUAGAGUUGGAGUGUAAUUUAGGAUUAAUAUAAGUUUAUUUAAAAUAAAAUUUACAUUUAAAUAUUCAAGAAA